Molecule: messenger RNA, 3645 nt
Organism: Diaporthe batatas
Lineage: Eukaryota; Fungi; Ascomycota; Sordariomycetes; Diaporthales; Diaporthaceae
Exons: 4
Coding region: 971-2893 (640 amino acids)
Biological process (GO): regulation of DNA-templated transcription; nuclear-transcribed mRNA poly(A) tail shortening
Cellular component (GO): nucleus; P-body; CCR4-NOT core complex
Source: RefSeq, a predicted model, not a curated record
ACGCCUCCUCGGGUAAAUCUAGAUGGCCUUAUCCAGCCCCUUGGAGGACCUCUUUUGCAGCUGCAAAAACGCCGGUAUCAUGUGUGAGAUUAGACAAGUCAGAUUGAGUGUAAGGGCCUAGGUCAGGCCAUGGGUAGGUCGCUGGCACAUGGGGGCAGAUAGAUCUAUUUCAAGAUUGGGUGACCGAAUUCACAGCUGGUGUAGGGUGGGUCCAGAUGUCCAUGACCAGGCCUGGUUGGCAGAUUGGCAGAUUGGUACGAGCGGCUGGAGAGAGCCUGCCAGGCUGCAUGGCCCGUGCCCCAAGGCGGGCCCUCACUGCCUCAUUGAACGGCUGACGUCUGUUGAAGCCCAGAUGGCAUGUAUCCUGACUGCUGUGCCAGAUAAGACCCAACAGAGUCGCAGCUCAUCCAAGCUCACAAAACGGAUGAAUGUGGGUUGUUUGGGGGCCAGAGGGCAUUUUGAAACCACCGACCGACCGUUCCAACGGAAUUUAGCUCCUCUCGGCCCCAAAGCUGACCUCGAAGGCUGGCUCCCAGCCUGCCAAUUACUAACAGGGGGUACAUCGUAGGCUAAUGACCCUCCCAGCAACCGCACUCCAGCUGUUUGGCUACCUAGUGCUGAACCUCAGCAUUGGCUGGUAGCCUUGUGACCUCUUCUUCCCGACUGACUGCCCCAACGGCUGCUUCCCAACACCAGAGACGCAUCAACACCCACCUCGACCUCAUCCCUACUCACAAACGGACGCCUGGCCAUACCCGGCAGGUAUUUGAUCCACCACCACUCAUCUCUGACGGGCUCGACCCUCGGCCCUGGGCCAACAACCUGGUACCCUCCUCCAAAGCAGCACGACCAAUCGGACCACCACACCUCGACGAGUUACGGUCGCGGGUGCCCUUUGUCAACUCGAUAGCAUACCGUUUUCCCUGCUUCACCUUUCCUCGGAUGCCCCCCAGGGCACUACGGCCUCGACAUGGCAGCACGGAAACUGGCGCAGGAGGUCGACAAGACCUUCAAGAAAGUCACCGAAGGCGUCAUUGAAUUUGACGAGAUAUACGAGAAGAUCGAGCAGUCAAAUAACCCGGCACAGAAGGAAAAGCUCGAAGACAGUCUCAAACGGGAGAUAAAGAAGCUGCAGAGGCUACGGGACCAGAUCAAGACAUGGGCUGCCAGCAACGACAUCAAGGACAAGGGUCCAUUGAUAGAGCAGAGGAGGACGAUUGAGACGCGGAUGGAAAAGUUCAAGGCCGUGGAGAAGACGAUGAAGACAAAGGCGUUCUCGAAAGAAGGACUGUCUGCUGCUGCAAAGCUGGACCCUAAGGAGAAAGCCAAGCUCGAAGCUAGCGACUUCCUCGGCUCGCAGAUCGACGUACUGGAGGAACAAAUUGAGAAGAUGGAGGCCGACGUGGAACAAUUACAGGCCGGCAUGAAGAAGGGGAAGAAGGCCAAGAAGGAUGACGCGGAGGCGAUAGCCAACAUCGAGAACGUCAUCGAGAAACACAAGUGGCAUCAGGGCAAGCUCGAGCUAAUUCGGAGGUCCCUAAUGAACGGUGGUGUCGAGGCAGAUCAGGUGUUUGAUCUCAAGGAUUCCAUUCGGUACUACGUCGAGGAGGGCACGUCGCAGGAAUACAUGGACGACGACGAGAUGUACGACGACCUGAAUCUCGAAGAGGAAGAGGACGUGUUCGGCAUGAACCAGGAGAACGACAAGAUCUCCAGUCAGGACAACCAGUCUGUGGCAGACGACGUGACAGAAACGGAGGGCAGGUCCUCGAGUGCCACAGCAAAAGGAAAGGAGAAACCAUCGGCAGAUGCUGGCAACCCAGCAGCGAGGAAGCCGUCGUCUCAACUGAAAUCACCACUGCCGACACUCGCAACGCUCUCGACCCCGUCGUUACCUACCAUCAGCGGCCCAAUACCGGGUAAUAAUGGAAUGAAACCGGCGUCCGUGCCAACGAGACCACCCGGGGAGGGCCUGAAAUAUGCGUCUGCGGCAGCGGCGGCAGCAGACAAGAACAACGUGGGGAUCGCGCCGCUCCCACCCCCGCCAAGUGCGCACCCUGCGGUUGGCAUUUCCUCGGUAGCGAACCAGUCGAAGACGAGUUCAACGAGUUCACCGAGCAUCUCGUCAGCACAGAUAGCGGCACCUCAGCCACAGCAGGCGGAGGCGAAACACCCACCGGCCGCGCCUGUUGCAGCCGCGAGUGCUCCUACACCCGCAACUUCCACGCCCAAACCCGAGGCCGCGAAGCCUGCGCCCGCGCGUGCGACAGGCAAGGCGUCGGCGCCUGCAGAGCCAGCUGAGGCAUCGACAGCACCUCAUACGAACGGCGUGGCCAACGGCGUCAAGUCUUCCGAGCCAGGGUCGGAGGAGGAAUCCAUAUACCACCUCCCGUCCUCUCUGGACGACCUCGUCGAGUCGUGGGAGGCAACAAAAUCAAAUCCUAUCGCACCUGCCACGUCGCCUGCGGCGCAGCGAUUGCUGGCGGCUUCUAGGAAGAUGGCGCCCGACGUUGCGGACGCUGAGGCGCCUCGCAACUACUACCCCGAAAGCUACUGGAACACGAACAAGACGUGGCCCAAGGAGCCGCUUCAAAUCAUGGACAACCCCCAACUGUACCAGCCGACCAAGGUGGACAAUGAUACCCUGUUCUAUGCAUUUUACUACAAGCAGGGCACGUAUCAACAAUACCUGGCCGCCAAAGCGCUCAAGGACCAGGCGUGGAGGUUCCACAAGCAAUACCAGACGUGGUUCCAGAGGCACGAGGAGCCCAAGAACAUCACCGAGGAGUUCGAACAGGGCACAUACCGAUUCUUUGACUACGAAUCGACGUGGAUGAACCGCAGGAAGGCCGAUUUCAAGUUCGCCUACAAAUUCCUCGAGGACGAAGUCUAGAAGAUGGCAGAGGGUGGGAUACAGGCAGUGGCCCAGGCCCGGACGGUGGUUUACAGGCUGAUGUUUACAUUAAUGCCCCGGCAACGACCAGCAGGGGUAGGCUCCGCACUCGGGCGGGACUGCUGGGGAGGACGGCGGCAUCACGCUGUUGUUGCUCGGCGGGCGGGUCCGGGGAGGCAGGUAUGUUCUGUCGAUGAGCCUGGUGCGAUGGGGAACUGGUGUCCAUUCGCCUGUCUGCGGGGGAGGCUGGGGGGAGCCCCGGGAUGCCAGUUCCGGGAUUUUGUACGUGUGUGUAUUGGCGACAAUGGGUCUACAUUGCAAGGCAACGGAGGCGUUGAGGCGACACGCGCACUCUAGGACAUCAUACCAACAUGCAGCUAGACAAGGCAGGAGGUAUAUACGUGCGUGUCAGAGCCUCCGGUCUCCCGGUCUCAUUCACAGAAUAUGAUUCAUGCCGCUUGCUGCCAGCAAAACAACAUGUCCCCCGACCAGGUGUAUGUGGACGGAGACUAGACUGCGACUAGACUGCGACACCCACCGCGAAUCCGUUGCUUGCAAGCUCAUGCUUGCUGUCCUGCCUCACUAUCGAUCUGCCUGCAUGCAAAGCCCAAGUGGAUGGAUGCACUGGUGCCCGACGCACGCAGCUGGAGCAGAGCAGGCCCAAGUCAUCUCUUAUAUGUUAUGAGGUCCAUCCGGUUGCCUUCUUAUUUUGCCUCGUGUGGCUCCAGCUGCCUGAUCGAUCUGCCGUGUUC